This is a messenger RNA of Drosophila grimshawi, 478 nucleotides long. RefSeq names its product agrin. The record is from RefSeq and is a predicted model, not a curated record. Bases 140 to 361 code for a protein of 73 amino acids. NCBI's taxonomy places the organism in Eukaryota, Metazoa, Arthropoda, Insecta, Diptera, Drosophilidae. The transcript has a single exon. Gene Ontology annotation, molecular function: protein binding.
AAAUUCAACGCUUGACGGGCAACGUUGCGACGCAUCUCAACGAAUCUCAGAGCAUCUUGCUGAUAAUACUUUAAAUAUAUAUAUAUACAUAUAUAAAUCAUUCAGUUUGCUGGCGUCGUUUUAAUUAGUGGAAGUGAAGAUGAAGUCUUUGAAUUUGUUUGCUUUGGUCGUCUUGGUGUUGGCUGCCAUUUGGUUGGGUCAAACCGAGGCCAGCUUUUGUCCCUGCAAUCUCAGAGAGAAGGGGCAGGUGUGCGGCUCCAAUGGUGUUACCUAUGUAAAUCGCUGUGAAUUCGAGUGUACUCAGCGGGAUUACAAGAAACUGGGACGAGCACUCAACAUUCGGAAUAUGGGUCCAUGCUAAAGUGACGGUGGCAAACCAGAGCGUCCAUUGCCACUUCAAAUAAUAUUAUAAUACUGUUUUAUUUGUGAGUUUUGUAAUAUGAUUCUUAUUCAAUUAUAAUAAAUAUUGUCAAGUUUA